AUGAGAGCUCUCAAAUGUACAUGUAUUCUUUCGAUCAAGACUAUUUUGUGCAUACGAGGGGGCUUUGCGCUUUUUGAGUUUGAGGAUCCGCCUGAGGACAAUCUAGAGAGAUUUAAUGGUAUGACCAGCAUGAAGAUUUUAGAAUUUAUAAAAGAACAGAUGGAAGAUAUAGAGCAAGCUGUUGAUGAUAUCAUAAAUAAAAGUGAGGAAAGGAAUGAAGAGGAGGAAGACGAAGAUGAAGAGGUAGAUGAAAUGAUGGAAGACGAAGAUGGUUUUGAAAGCUCAAAACAAAAAUCCAUACUUUGUGAAAAUUGUUCAUGGGCUACACAAACCCUAGAACCUUGCGAUAUUUGUAAAGAGAAAAGAACACUAAAAGAACUUGCAUACGGACUAGUUUGUAUAGGUGAAACUUUAGUAAGCGGGGAAGUUCAAGUGUGGGAAGUCAAUGAAAAAAUUCAAUUUUUGAUAGAGUCAAUUCUUGUAAAAGCCAUUGAAGAAGAAAAACAAGAAGAUACCGUGUCUAUAAUGAACAUAAGAACUUCACAAGCAGCGGUAGUUCAAGCCAUAGUUUUUCUUGAGUCAUUAGUUGGGUCUCUUGAUAUUUACAGUUAA
This is a messenger RNA of Encephalitozoon intestinalis ATCC 50506, 612 nucleotides long. RefSeq lists its product as uncharacterized. The transcript has a single exon. The record is from RefSeq and is a predicted model, not a curated record. Lineage: Eukaryota; Fungi; Microsporidia; Unikaryonidae. The coding region runs from base 1 to 612 and encodes 203 amino acids.